AUUUUCUAUAUGUGAUUCAAGCUGAAGAGUUCCUAUAAAAGCUUCUUAUACAUGCACUAGCUACCAAGCUACACCAUCCAUACGAAUCGAAAUAACAAAGGCCGAAUCUCGGUGAAUCGUGUUAGCAAGGUGACCUAUACCACUUAUUUACUCAAGAAAUUGCUUUAUAGAGGUUCUGAAAAUGUGUAAAGGUGUAGAAGAAAAAAGGGGUGCUAGAAUCUGCAGGAGGGUUCUGUCUGAAGGGGUUUCUUUUUCUUCUUCAUUUAGGGCAACAAGAGGUUCAACAUCUUGUGAGCUUUGUGGGUUGCAAGCUUCAUUGUAUUGCAAAGCUGAUGAUGCCUAAUUAUGUGGAAAAUGUGACAAAUUGGUUCAUGAAGCCAAUUUCUUAGCUCUUAGACACAUAAGGUGCUUUUUGUGUAACUCAUGUCAGAACCUUACAAGGAGGUAUGUUAUUGGAGUCUCAUUAGAGUUCUUUCUUCCAGCCACGGUAAGCGUAGAGGACCUUCUUAACAACGGCAACAGCAGAAGAAAUUGUUCAAGAAAGCAAAAUAGUCAUCUCAUAGGGUGGAAUCGUUGAAACUUGAAACCAUUGUAUUGGAAUUUCCAAGCUUGAUUGAAAAUGGCGAUCAUGAACGAGCCUCUUUGAGCAGAACAACAAGAUCUUGUGCCUCACCUGUGGAUUAUCCUCCUAUGCUCAUGGCGGAUUCCUCCAAAGAAGAGUUCUUGCAGCUCAUCAAACGCCUCACUCUCAAGAUUUCUAACAUCAUCGAUUCACACUCUAUUGGGGCUGUUGCGGGUCUUGCCAUUGCGAUUUUUUUCACCUGGAGGCUGUUGAGAUCACCUGGUGAACCUCAACCGAGGCAAAGAAAACGGCAAACGACUACUUCUAGUAAUCCUGGAGUCAGUACACAUUCAAAUGCCUCUGUAGUUCCUUCCGGAGUUCGUUCCCCCUCGGGCGAUUCAAGGGCACAGAAUGUAGUUGAUGAGCUGUUUCAGCCAGUCAAGCCAACCUUGGGCCAAAUUGUUAGGCAGAAGUUAAAUGAAGGAAGAAAGGUAACUUGUCGUCUUCUUGGAGUGAUCCUUGAGGAAACUAGUCCAGAGGAGCUUCAGAAACAAGUGACUGUGAAAUCCACUGUGCUUGAAGUAUUAUUGGAAAUAACAAAAUUUUGCGAUUUAUAUCUCAUGGAACGAGUUCUGGAUGAUGAAAGCGAGAAAAGAGUUCUUGUAGCAUUAGAAGAUGCUGGGGUAUUUACUUCUGGUGGUUUGGUCAAGGACAAGGUCCUCUUCUGUAGCACAGAGAUUGGGCGAUCUUCAUUUGUUCGGCAAUUGGAACCAGACUGGCAUAUCGACUCAAAUCCUGAAAUUAUCUCUCAGUUAGCUAGAUUUAUCAAAUACCAACUUCAUGUCUCUCCUUUUAGAACGGAACGAACUGCUGCUAACGUAUUCAGUGCUCCGUCCCUGGAACAGUUCUUUGGAUCCACAUGAAAUUUAGACAAUUGAAAAAGGGAUGUUAUUCAUAAAUUUAUACUAGUUUGUUUCUGUUUGCAUUUUGGAUUCCACCAUUACCAUACUUUUUCCCCAAUUUGUCUAGAUUUUUAAGAACUAGGUUAGAUUUUCUAGUUUAAUGGGCAGGUGAAAGACCUGCUGUGUAUCUGUGUAAUGAAAAUUUCUCUUAUUUUUUCUUUUGGCUUGGGGUUUGAAAUUUGUGCAUUGGAGGGUAUCACAUCCUUAGUUUUAGACUGUCAAGAUGUCAUUUUCUUUAGAUGUUUGUAUUUUUUCAUAGUUACUUGAUUUGCCGUCAUGGACAAUCUUUGGACCUUGUAAUUGAUCUUUCAGGUUGUAGACUUGUGGCCCUUUUCCUA
This is a messenger RNA of Lotus japonicus, 1862 nucleotides long. Its product is annotated as peroxisome biogenesis protein 22-like. Lineage: Eukaryota; Viridiplantae; Streptophyta; Magnoliopsida; Fabales; Fabaceae. Gene Ontology annotation, biological process: peroxisome organization. The transcript is spliced from 9 exons. The record is from RefSeq and is a predicted model, not a curated record. The coding region runs from base 691 to 1485 and encodes 264 amino acids.